AGAUUCUGCUGGAUGAGAUGAUACUCAUGCCUGGAGCUAAACAAAAACUGAUUUCUUAGCCAAAAGCAAACCUGGGGUUAGAAGUUAGAACAAUUAAUAUUCUCUAUCUUUUACAUAUAAAUAAAAUAAAUAUACAAAGAGCUCUUUAUAUUCUGGUGGAUUGAGUUUAUUCCAAGAGGGCUUGAUGUAUCUUUUGUGACUUCUGCACAAGCAUAGACAAUAUCUAGAUAAUAAGAGUCUCCAAAUAAUCUUGAUAAAUUCCAAAGAAUUUUUUGUUGAGCAAUGUAUGUGCAAGCCGGAUUGAUUGGGGUUUUGAAGAUGGGUGAUACCAAUCCUGCCUGGAAGUUCCUCUUUCUGUUUUUUAUAUUUAGCCUUCUUUUGUGUUUUGGUUCGUGAUAAUUUUGUGUUUUUAUUUAUAAUUUAGGCUUUGGAUGUAAUGGAAACUUGAAACUAGUUCAAGAUGGAUAGUGGUGCACCUCUUACGCCUAAUAACAUGUUAGCAACACUCUCGGACAACAACAUGGAUUUUGAUCUUAUGGAUACUCUAUUUGAUGAUGGAUGUUGGUUAGCGGCGUCGCCUUCUAACUUUUGGCCUCAGGGGUUGUCGCCAGUUGCUUCAGAUUUCUCCUCAUAUUACUUUUCAACAACAGAUGCUGAUAAUAUAAACCACUUGGAACCAAACUCGCUUCAAGAGGAUUUUCAAGAGGAAGAAGAAAGAUUGAACUACAGUGAAAAUGUGCGCCUCGUGUGGGAAACAUCGGCAUCUUUAGCCCCAGAAAGUUCUUUGGUUGAUGGCAAUAGAAUGAACACAAGUUUGUGGAUUCCACCGAGUGAAGAUCCAAACUCUACAACCUCUGUGAAGAACAAAUUAUUUCAAGCAUUUGAACAUUUAAAACAUCACACAAGAGAUGAUUUUCUCAUUCAGAUCUGGGUGCCUGUAAAGAAAGAAGGCCAAAAUGUUCUUAGCACUAAUAAUCAACCAUUCUCUCUUGAUCCAAAAUCCAAGAGUCUUGAGUGGUACAGAAAUGUUUCCAGUAACUAUCAGUUUGCAGCUCAGGAGGACUCAAAGGAAUAUUUUGGCUUGCCUGGCCGGGUUUUCUUAAAGAAAUUGCCAGAGUGGACGGCUGAUGUCCGUCGUCUGAGGAGAGAAGAUUUCCCACGCAUUGAUUAUGCUCAACAGUGCAACGUCAGGGGUUCUAUAGCACUUCCUGUUUUUGAACGAGGAAGUGGUGCUUGCUUGGGUGUUGUGGAAAUCGUGACAACUGGUCCAGAUUGCAGACCCGAGCUUGAUGAUGUCUGCAAAGCACUAGAGGCAGUUGAUCUUAGGAGUCCGGGAAAUUUGAGAAUGGAUCGUGAAGAAGUGGCAGAAAUUAAGGAGAUUUUGACGUCUGUGUGCAAAAGACAGAAUUUGCCAUUGGCUCAGACUUGGGUUCCAUGUACUCAGCAAAGCACAGAGCAGUGCCGAUCUAAUGGAGAUAUGGCGUGUCUUUCGGUUGAUGCUUCUGCUUGUUAUUAUGUGCAGGAUGAACAAGUGUUGAGCUUUCACGAGGCAUGCUGUAAGAAGCAUCUGCUUAGUAAUGAAGGUGUCGUUGGGAGAGCACUCAUGACAAAUCAUCCAUGUUUCACCACUGAAAUUAGUGCUUUUAAUGAGAUUGAGUAUCCUCUUGCGUAUCAUGCCAAGAUGGCGAGACUGCAUGGAGCUGUAGCAAUACGUUUCAGAAGCAUCUAUACUGAUUCAAUAAGCUUCAUCAUAGAGUUCUUCCUACCAAUUGAUUGCAAAGAUUUAGAAGAACAAAAGCAGUCUGUAAGCUUGCUAUCAUCUCAAAUCCGACAAUUAUGCCAUGGUUCACAUUUUCUUCCUGAUGUAGAGAUUGAAACAGAAAAUCUAUCACCAGUAAGAGAAAACUCUCCGCCAGGAGGAAGACUAGUUGAAGAGAUCCAUACAAAGUUUGUAUCUUCUUCAUCGUCAGAAGAGGCUACUCGAGAUGAAUUAUCUUGGAUUUCUCAAAUGUUGGAAGCCCAGCAGAAGGGUAACGGUAUAUCUGUUUCCUUGGGGAAUCAAAAGCAGGAGCCAGAGGAUUUCAAUAUGAAUACAGAUUGGAUUAUUCCUGAUGGAAGAUUUUUUAGUUCUGGGGCAGAACCUUCACUGCAUAAAAACAUUGUGCAAGAUAAAUCAAGAGGAACUGCCAAAAAUGGGGUAGAGCUGUCUUCUGUGAAGGGGCAGCGGUCUUCUGGCGCCAAAAAAGCGGGGGAGCAUAGAAAACUGAAGGCUGAGAGGACUAUAAGUUUGCAAGUAUUGCGACAGUACUUUGCUGGUAGCCUGAAAGAUGCUGCUGCAAGUAUCGGUGUGUGCCCCACCACCUUGAAAAGAAUAUGCAGGCAACAUGGCAUUUCUCGAUGGCCUUCACGAAAGAUCAAGAAGGUAGGACACUCGCUAAAGAAACUCCAGCUUGUGAUAGAUUCAGUCCAAGGUAGUGAGGGUGCUAUUCAACUCAGUUCCUUUUAUACAAACUUCCCGGAACUAAGUUCUCAAAAUGUGACUGGAACAAGCUCCUUGUCUCCAUCAAAGAUUGAUAAUCAGCUGAAGCCACAGCCUACACAACACAGGGAAAGCUUAUUAAGCCCUGCAACCACAGCUUCACAAUCAACUUCUUCUUCCAGCCCCAGCUCCAGCUCGAGUUACUGUUGUUCUACUGAAGCAAAGGAGGCGAAGGUCAAUGCCAAUUUCUCUGGUACCGGAGAUGCCCCACCAGCAGUAGGGGUGCUAAAGAGAGCACUAAGUGACGCCAAAUUACAUGACUCGGUUCAAGAGGAUACAAAGUUUCUUGUACGAUCCCAUAGCUAUAAACUUUUCAGUGAGCUUCCGCCACUUGGCUCCCUAAUACCACCGCAGAAAGGUAAUAACAAUCAGGCCUUAAAGAAUGGAACUUCUUUCCGAGUGAAGGCCACCUUGGGGGAAGAAAAAAUCCGCUUCAGCAUGCCGCAAUACUGGGGUUUUACAGAUCUGCAGAGGGAGAUAUCAAGGCGUUUCAAUAUAGAUAUAGAGGAUGUCAAUAAACUUGAUUUGAGGUACUUGGAUGAAGAUUCAGAGUGGAUACUCUUAACAUGCAAUGAUGAUCUUGUGGAAUGCAUCGACAUACACAGAUCAUCCAAGAGCCAUACCAUCAAACUCUCUCUGCGCCACUCGCGUUAUCCCAAUCUUGGCAGUUCACUAGAUAGCUGUGGACCAUCCUGAUGCUCUGCAGUAGUUGUUUAUGGUUACUGCUUUUGCAAUGUUAGGAAUGUAUUAGAAUUACAGAUGAAGCUUUUGGUCAUCUUGAAGGCAUGGUGAUACAACUGCCAAUAAAAUUUAGAACCAGAUGAUGGCAGUAUGCCCCUUGUUAAACGGGGUUUAGUAAUUACAGUUGUGCUAUAUAAAAUAUUUUAUAUAUAGCUAGUCCAUCCAGGUGGACUCUUCAUGUACUGCAUAUGCUUUUAGAAACUACUAUUUCUAGAUUCUGUGUAACACUAUUUGAAUCUAUGCAAUCAUUUUACCUGUCA
Messenger RNA from Daucus carota subsp. sativus, 3540 nucleotides. Its product is annotated as protein NLP2. Gene Ontology annotation, molecular function: DNA-binding transcription factor activity; protein binding. NCBI's taxonomy places the organism in Eukaryota, Viridiplantae, Streptophyta, Magnoliopsida, Apiales, Apiaceae. The coding region runs from base 461 to 3235 and encodes 924 amino acids. The record is from RefSeq and is a predicted model, not a curated record. The transcript has 5 exons.